Molecule: messenger RNA, 1279 nt
Organism: Rhopilema esculentum
Lineage: Eukaryota; Metazoa; Cnidaria; Scyphozoa; Rhizostomeae; Rhizostomatidae
Molecular function (GO): GTP binding; GTPase activity
Source: RefSeq, a predicted model, not a curated record
UGAGUCAAAAAGAGGCUAAAGAUUAACUUCCGCUUUCUUUUUUUUGAAGUUAUGUUUCACCUAUCCACACCUACCAUACUUACAUCUUAUUUGAAUCAUGUCGCUCUAUAAAGUUUGUUUAAUAGGGAAAUAUGGUGUAGGGAAAACAACAAUUUUCAACCGAAUAAGGGGCAAGCCUAAUAAAAAGAACGCUGAAAUUGAGUUUUACGAUCAUGAUGUCACAGUGGUGGUUGGAGACGACGAGGUCGAGAAGCAGCAAGUUACAUUGCAGAUUUGGGACACUGCCGGAAUGGAACAAUAUGAAUCGAUGACAGAAUCCUAUUACAAAGAUGUACAUGCCAUUGUUGCUGUUUUUUCUUUAGACUCUGAAAAGAGUUUUAAAAAAAUAAAACCUACAGUAUCUAAAAUUAUCAAUGACGACUUCUCUCCGAAGGCAAUAUUUGUUCUAGUUGGUAACAAGAAGGAUCUGGAUACACCAACAGUAUCUGACAGUAAGGUCAACGAUUUCCUGAAAAGUAAUCCUGGAUUUUUUAAAGAAUAUUUGAAAAUUUCUGCACAUAGCGAUGAAGACGUGUCUGAAGUAUUCAACAGAGUCGCCUAUGGUAUUGUUAGGGAAAAAAUAAAGCCAGUAGAAAGAACAUCUGGUGGUGGUUUUCAAGAGCGAAUUCAUAAAAAGGCUUCCUGCUGUUAGCACUGUGUUGGCAGUUCCCACGUGUAAAAAACUAAAUUUUUAUAUGACUGGACAUUUAUUGUAAUCUUUUUCCCGAAAGACUGUUAAGCAUCUUCUCUGAUUACUGUCAUUGCUGGUGCGAGGCUUUUAGCACAAUGCGCAAAAAACCUCAGGUUGAGACUUGAAUGUCCCCUUGCAAAUGAUUUGUCUUGGAGGAGAAAUUGCUCGCAUUUAAACUAAAUCAAGGAAUUUGAACGAAUACCAGCAUACCCACUGGCCUUUAUGAGAUAAUUAAUAUAUGUUUAAUAUUAAGCCUAGAUAGUUUUAGUUUUAGUAAGUCACAUGGUAAUUUAAAUACUUGAAAGGUGAAUAGGAAAUUUUGUGUUUUAAUAACUUCAUCAGUUUUUUAACUUUUUCAGAAUAACUUUUCUUUUUGCUUUAGAGAUUUUUGGUGCAAGAAAAUUAGAUGCUUUUUUGCCAUAUUGGUUUUUGUUUUUGCCAUAUUGUCAGUUUUAGGGCUUUCUAGUGUUGAAUGACUGUCAAUUUUUAAAAUGCCUGUUUUUCAGCAAUGAUAAUUAUGUUAGUGUAUAUUAGCAGAAAUUAUGACUC